Messenger RNA from Stylonychia lemnae, 993 nucleotides. The record is from the annotation of a GenBank genome assembly. Lineage: Eukaryota; Ciliophora; Spirotrichea; Sporadotrichida; Oxytrichidae.
AUGAGCCAACUUUAAGAUUUAUCUUAUUACAAUACUUCACCAAUACAAUCUAAAGCACCCAAGAUUGAUUUAAUAAGUACCUUACUUAAUCAAAAGAGAGAAAUAAGAAGAUUGAUAAAAGUGACAAAUAAUAUCUUGGUAAAACAAAACUAAAAAUAAUAAUUUGAUAUUCAGGAGGAGGAUCUUAGCAUGAAAUACAGCAAUUUAAGAAGAGAGAAUAUCAGCAUUGAAAUGGACAGAAAUGAGUUUACUAAUAGUUAAUUCAAAGAGCAUCGUUAUGGAUGCAAAGAAUUAAUAAAUGCUAAGGGCCUAAGUAAUGGCUUAAAAAUUUGUUCUCUAGACAUUAAUCAGAGCCAAUAAUUUCUAUUGCCGAAAAUAUCAUCUUUUAUUGAAUAAAAAGGGAUGAGAAAGUACAGUAUAUCUGAUAAGAGAAAUUCUACCCUCACUAAUCAAAAUCCAUCAUCUGAAAAUACAGCUUUAUAGUCCUAAACUUAACUUUUCAAGCUUCCUUAUGUUUAUAAUAAAGCACAGGGGGAUAUUCAGAAUAAUUAAUAAGAAUAAACUGAGAUGGUGAGAUCUGCCUAGAAUUUUAAAAUACAACUGGUUCCUUUAGAAGGAAAGCAGAAAAAAGAAAGAAGGACUCAAUUUUAAUAACGCAAAUUUUAGUCUACACCUAAUAAUGAAAUAAAUUAAAAUCCAACUAUGCUGAAGGUUGAGUCCAUAUUAUCCAAUUCUAAACUACCACCGCCCCCGCCACUUCACCGGAAACACGACAGUACUUCGAUAAAUUCAAGGUUAGAAUCGAUAAGUAACAUCUCAUCUCAUUCUACAACCAGAAAGAUUCAAAACAAAAAAGAAUUGGGGGAGCCCUAAAGUGGAAGGAGAAAAUAUAAUCUCUAGAAGGCCUUUAAAGUAUCUUUCAUGUCAAGAGGAGGAAAUCGUAUUUCACUUGCCAAAACAAAGUCAUCGGGCUCUGGAAUUUUAAUAACUUGA